Bombus impatiens (common eastern bumble bee) is the source of this 1238-nucleotide messenger RNA. Its product is annotated as ras-related and estrogen-regulated growth inhibitor. The record is from RefSeq and is a predicted model, not a curated record. Gene Ontology annotation, molecular function: GTP binding; GTPase activity. NCBI's taxonomy places the organism in Eukaryota, Metazoa, Arthropoda, Insecta, Hymenoptera, Apidae. The coding region runs from base 495 to 1145 and encodes 216 amino acids. The transcript has 6 exons.
UAAGAGCAAUAAAGGAGGCCCGGACUCACGAGUCGCUAAAAGAGAAUGGGGAGAGACAGUCGCGCGGAGACCAAGAAGCGCGUCGGAUCACGCAACGGAACCGCGAAAUUGUCAGGAAGCACGUGACUCGCUCGAUAUAUGUACGUACAACGAUACAUUCGAUCGAACGUUCCGUUUUUCUUGUCGUUUCGAGAACGCGUGGAUUUUCCAAUAUCGAUCCCUUCCGCCCUGUUUCGCGCGAUUAACCGUACCUCUACUCCCUUCGCAACAUCGUCUACGAAAAGGAAACUUCCAACGACUCGGAUAGUAGGGACGAAAGUAUCGUCGUGAGUUCACGUGCACGCUCGGCUCCUUUUUCCCUUCCGUUUAAUACAAGAGCUCCAAGAGGGUCCGCGAUGUCUGCCUGUCGUACGAGUUGAUAGAAAGUGCGGCGAGGAAUGCUGAAGGAACGGUACAUCGGUGUGUUCUAGGCGACUGUGACAAAUGCGCGGAGUAUGACGUCAAAUGCGAUUAGAGGUAUUCGGAGGAAGAAGAGUUCGCUAUGCGAGGUAAAGGUGGCCGUGAUUGGAGCGCCUGGAGUUGGAAAAAGCGCAUUGACAGUGCGGUUUCUAACAAGGAGAUACAUCGGGGAAUAUGAUCACCAGUCGGAAAACAGAUAUAAACACGAAGUGUUGGUCGACGGUGAACCGAUCCUUUUCGAAAUUUUGGACACCUGCCCGAAGAGCGAAGAUGAAUUACCUUCCACGGAAACUGUACAGUGGGCGGAUGGAUUACUUUUAGUCUAUUCGAUAACCGACAGGGGUUCUUUCAAUUUCGUGAGAAAGGCGAAGGAAACGCUGGCGGUGGUUGAUCCCGAAGCCACGAUGCCCCUCGCUUUGGUCGGAAACAAAGCCGACAUGGUUCAUUUGCGGCAAGUUAGCACCGAAGAGGGAGAAAUACUUGCGAAAGAUUUUGAAUGUUGGUUCAGUGAAGUGUCUGCCGCGGAACAGGUCACACAAGUUGCUGAAUCUUUCCAUGAACUGUGUCGAGAAGUUCUGGCAGCUAGAAGAAGGAAUAAGCAAUCUUUACUGGAUAGAAUGCUUGGUAGCAAAGCGACGCGUGCUUAUUCACGAGGUAAAAGUGACUCGGCGCUUCCAAAAGAUUAAUACACGUGUAAAACCAGUUCAUAUCUACACACACACAUAUAUAUAUAUAUAUUUAUAUAUUAUAUAUAUAUAUAAUAUAUAUAAUAAUAUAUA